Molecule: messenger RNA, 8281 nt
Organism: Columba livia (rock pigeon)
Lineage: Eukaryota; Metazoa; Chordata; Aves; Columbiformes; Columbidae
Product: fas-binding factor 1 homolog
Exons: 20
Coding region: 867-3695 (942 amino acids)
Biological process (GO): cilium assembly; establishment of epithelial cell polarity
Cellular component (GO): centriole; ciliary basal body; ciliary transition fiber
Source: RefSeq, a predicted model, not a curated record
CAUAGUUCUCUCCAGGCUUAGCAGCUGCUCUGCACUGAAGUAGACACACACUUAGACAGCAGCCUUGACAAAGCCCAUGCAGAAGGUUUCAGUGUUUUAAGCCAAGAGGCGUGUGGGCUUUCCAAAGAGGUUUGAAACUCCCCCGGGGGCAGCCGAGCCCCGGGCCCGCUGGGGACUCCAUUUCCCAGCACCGGCGAGAGAAGGGCCGGGCCGGGCCGGGCCGGGAAGGGCCGGGCGGGGCCGCUGCGGGCGGGGCCGGGGCUGCCGUGAGCCCGGGGCCCGGGACGAGGCGGCCAUGGCCACCAGCCCCGCGCGCGCUGGGGGCCUUGGGCGCGAGGGCGCCCCGUGUCGCGGCCACGGGACGCGGAGCGGCGGCGGUUGGUGCGGCCGGUGCGGUCGGUGCCGUUUGUGCGGUUGGUGCGGUCGCUGCGGUUGGUGCCGCGGCGGCUGCUCCGUCCUGCAGCAUCGCGGGAGGUGCUGUUCAUCCCGGCGACUUGUGCGUUUGGAGACUUCGGUUGACGCCUUGAGCUACUGGAGAGUGUGCAGAGAAGAGCAAGAGAGCUGGUCGGCGUGUGGACGCGACCAAGGAUCUUCGGUCCCCCCCUGGGGGUUGACAUUGGAGGAGUCUGCAGAGAGACCGUCUUGAGCAAGGGAAAGCCCGGCUCUUGCGAUGGCUACGCAAGCCAAGAGAGGUUUAAGUGGCUCUAUGGAUGACACCCUUGAGGACCUUUUGAGAUAUGAUGUUGAACCCCGUUGUACAGCCGGUGGGAGAGCCUUGAAGACCAGCAUGCGGGUCACCAAGGAGUUGCCUGCGGAGGUUUGCAAUGUCCCUGGAGAGGACAAGGCAGCUGCAGGGGUGAGCCCUGAUGUGGGGAGAGAACCUGGAUGUCCUGAGGGCUGGGGCUGAGGUGUCUGGCAUCACUGGCAGGGGCAAAAAGCCAGGAGAGGGGAGUGGGUGGCUGGUGGGAGACGGGCUUCCAGGUACCGAGGAUGGAGCAGAGCCCGGCAGCACCCGCUGCUGCAGCCCGGCCUUCCUGGGUGCGCUUCGGCUCCAGCGUCGUAGGAAGAGCCCUCAGCCAAAGCAAUGGCCAUGGGUGUUCCUGAUGCUUCUCCCAGAGGCAGUAGCAGGAUCUCAGCACAGGACUCAGGGCUCAGAGCGUUUCAAGUACCAAAAUCCCCCCCGUCUCAGCCCCCGUGCACUGCAGCCGCGGCCCCAGCACCAGCCUCCCAAGGGAGAAGCAGUGCUGAGGCAUCCGCAGCGCUCGCCCUGUGCCCGUCCUCAUCCUCUUGCUUUCCAGGACAAGGACGACUGGGACUGGGAUUUCCUGGGGACAUCGAAACCCAGUUCUGGCCCAGGGAAGAUGCCCGUGAAACGUGGCACUGAGCGCAGCUCUGAGACAACAGCAGAACAGAGCAGCAGGAAAGAGCUGCCCCCACGCCAGACGCCCCUGCGCACCGUGGCCCCGGUCCAGAGGAGGAAGACGUCGAUGUUCGAAGAUGCUGAAGACGACGACCUGUUGGAUGUGCUGAGACGUGGCAAAGGCCCAAAAAAAGAAGAGGAGCUCCGGCCAGCGCGCUCCACGCUGGACGACUUGUUCGGACGAGGCUCCGCGGCCAAAGUCCUGGAAAAGCCAGGUACGGGAGAGCAUAGGGAGUUCAAAGUGGAUAAAAACUCCCAGAAGCAGGCAGAGGAGGAAGAGCGCGGGGACAAGAAGGAGCUUGUCUUCGGAGAGUACAAGCCCUCGAUGGGCUCCAGGCCCGCGGUCCAGCCGGCGAUGGGGCAGUUGGUGAGGUUUUCUGCCAACAGCAGCAGCGAAACAAACCCAGAGCCCCGCUCCACACCUCGUCCUCCCCGCAGACGGAACCCCGUGCGGAGGAGAAGGGCCGGAGACGACUGGCUGGGCUGGGAGGAUGAGGAUUUCAUGGACCCCGCCAGCCAGCUCGGGGCUGCAGAGGAGGCAGCACCUAAACCCGACCCAAUGGACUGGCUGAUCGAUGCCUUGGCUCGCAGGAGAGCCGAAGAACAGGCCAAGGCACAGGAGACAAAGGCUGAGACCACGGAGACCCAGGAGAAGAAAGCCAAGCCCUCAGAGACUGAGGAGAAAAAGGCCGAGCCCUCGGAGGCCCAAGAGAAAAAGAACGAACCCUCGGAGGCCCAAGACACAAUGGCCGAGCCCUCAGAGACCGCGGGCGAAGGGCCGGGUCCCCGCUCUCCCGGCAGCCAGCUGGCCGCCUCCCCAGCAGCAUCGGACUGUCGGGCAGAGCUGCUGAGCGCCCAGGCCCGUGUGGCAGAGCUGGAGAGCCAGGUCCGGAUGCUGGAGGAGGAGCGGGCGCAGCAGAAAGUGUUAUUGGAGAGUGCCCAGCGGCAGCACCAGGAGCACCUGGAUGUCCAGGAGAGCAGCCACAGGACCUCAGUGAACGUAAUGAAGGACAACUAUGAGCAGCAGGUGGAGAUGCUGCGGCGGCAGAACGAGCAGCUGGUGGCUCAGCUGCGGCAGGAGCGGCAGGACACGGCGCGGGAUCGGGCAGAGCUGCUGGCACAGCACCGGCUGGAGCUGCAGCAGCUGCGGGAGCAGCACCGGCUGGAGCUGCAGCAGCUGCGGGAGCUGCAGAGGGAGUCUGUCGAGGAACUGCGCAAGAAACACGAGGAGCAGCUCCAGCACAUCAAGUGGCUGAAAGAGAGAGAGAUGGAUGUGCUGACCGGCACCAUUUCACACAUGAGGUCUCUGGACAGCAUCAUUGAGAGGAUGGAGAAGUUCUCCAGUGACCUGCAGAACGUGUGCAGGAGGAGCAUGGAGGAGGAGCAGAGCCGUGUCCAGGAGCUGGUGGCCAACACGCAGGCCAGGCUGGGCGAGCAGACUUGGCUGCUGGAGCAGGAGCGGGCAGAGCUGAAGAUCCAGCGCCAGGAGCUGAAAGCCAAGGAGGAGCAGCUGGCGAGAGACAGGCAGAGGCUGGACGAGGCCUGGCAAGAAAUGCGGCUGGAGAAGGAGAAGGUGAUCGGGGCCAUGCAACCUGUCCAGAAGCAGCAGGAGAUGAUUAGAAGCACAAAGGAGCUCUUGGCCCAGAAGCAUGCAGAGGGGGAGCGAGCCCUGGGGGAGGCACGCAGGAUGCAGUCUGAGUUAUGGGACAAGCUGCAGGUCCUGCAGCAGCAGGAGGAGCAGCUGAAGCAGCAGGAGGAGCAGCUGAGGCAGGAACAGGAGCAGCUGAGGCAGGAGAAGGAGCAGCUGAAGCAGCAGAAGGAGCAGCUGAGGCAGGAGAAGGAGCAGCUGAAGCAGUUGCAGGAGCAGAUGAAUCAGCAACAGGAGCAGAUGAAGCAACAGCUGGAGCAGAUGAAGCAGCAGCCAGAGCAGCUGAAGCAGCAGCUGCAGCAGCUGAAGCAGGAACAGGAGCAGCUGAAGCAGGAAAAGGCCUCCGUAUCUUCCAUGUUCAGUGCCCAGAUGCAGCUGCUGAAGUUCCAGGCCCAGCAGGGGAACAAAGAGUUAGAGAAGCAGAGAAUCUUCUUGGAGAACCUGAAGAAAUUACGAUACAACAUUUCACGGCUGUCAACAACCCCUCCAUCCUCCUCCUGUUCUGUGGACGAUACCAUUGAGUAUACACAUGCAUUAAUAGGGGCCCUGAGGAAAGCAUCUCCACCUGUGCAAGUAGUCAAUCUGUCCUCCAUUCUCCGGCCUCCCAUUACUUUCAAGACCCUUUAAUCAGGCUCUGCCCCAGUGUCCAUUCUGUCAGCUCUGCUUCUGACAUGACUUGUAAUAACAUCGGAUGUGAGACUGUGGGUACGCAUUAGAGGCCUCAAGGACUUCAGGAGUUCGCUUGGACACGUUAGCAAGGAUGCUUAAUAAAAAGAAAGGGAGAACUGUUGCAGAAUAAGUUUACUCACUUAAAUUCCUUUAGUUGUAUUCUAUGCUUUGACAUAUCGAGAUAAGGACAGAGAAAAAACUGCCUGGAAGACAGAGGAAGAGAAUCCAAGAAGAAACAACGAAGGCCCCAGACCCAAAAUUACCACUGGACCAACAGGCUCGUGAAAGAUGCGUGAAGAGCGGGUGCACAGACUGGGGGGGUUUACAAGCCCAAGUCUCUUUCGUCUCACGCUCCUCCUGCUGAGAGGCCCCACGUCCAGACUGUUUCUUUGCUGUUAUGUGGUUAUUUAUGGAGAUCCCGAGGAAAGCGCCCUGCAACACUUCACCUCUGCCCGCGUCCCGACCGUCCUCCCUUCUCUGGAUGAAGAGAAGCCGCUACAUUAAUGUGGACUCUGGUAAAGUUACAAAGACGUACCCAUCAUUAACCCAUGACGUGCUAAAUGCUUUCUAACCAGCUGCAAAACGAGAGGAUAUUUUUCAAGUUUUAAAUCCUUCUGCCUGACAAAGAGAUCAGAAGAUUAAGGAACACGUUGUUUAGAAGCAGAGCUUAGCUUAUAUUUGACUAGUAAUUAAUAGUAAGAAACUCAUCCGUUAUAACUCACUUCAUACUAACCUUAUGUUAGCUCACAGGAAAGAGAUUGGGGAACCACCUGGUGAUAAUGUGAAUAGAGAAACCUUGCUGACAUAAUCAGUCACCAUUGUAUAAAUUAAAUGAUGAGGAAAAGUGGCCUCUGAAUGAAACUCUGAAUGAUGCCUCGUUAACAUUCUUCUUGAAGAGAGAAGGCAAGUGCAGUCAAGUGAUGGAAGCUGAUAUGUUUUCACUUUGCGAAAACACCCAGAGUGGCAGGCAGAAUGUGGUAUUAACUUGCCACCCCAGGAUCCAGCUGUGUUCACAUUAAAAAGGGAGCAGAAUAAAGCUCAGGAGAAGCUGAAACCAUGUUGUUCAGCAUGUAGAAUAAGACAGAAAACUCCCCUGAUGAGAGGGGAGGGUGAGAUAGAAGACUGCGUGUCCCCACAGGGCGUGGAAUUGAAGAUGAUGUGCCUUCAGCUUCCGAGCUGGUGAAACUGUGCAGAAAGAAGAGAAAAACAUGGAAAAGAAACUGAGAUUUUAGUUGAGACUGGAACAUUUGAUUUGGUUUUGAAUCAGGAAUUGAUACCAUUAGAUGAAGAUUUUGUACCUGUUAUGGGAGCUACUGGCCAAGGAGACAAAGCUUUCUUCAUCAGCCAAUCCAACAGAAACUGGAAAACAAAAUGCAAUUCCUAAGUUCUUAUCUAUGUCCAGAUCUCCAAAACCGUUACGGAGACGAGCCUUAGGAAAACAAUUGCAAGCAAUAAUAACAUUCAAACAAGGUGAAGUGACAAAAUGGAAUUCCUAAGUUCUUAUCUACGUUUUGGUCUCCAAAACCGUUACGGAGACAAGACUUAGGAAAACAAUUGCAAGCAAUAAUAACAUUCAAACAAGGUGAAGUGACAAAAUGCAAUUCCUAAGUUCUUACCUAUGCCUGAGUCUCCAAAACCGUUACGGAGACAAGACUUAGGAAAACAAUUGCAAGCUAUAAUAACAUUCAAACAAGGUGAAGUGACAUUCAAGAUAAAAGAACAGCCACAGAAACCAAAGAAGACCAUGUGCAAUGCACUGCAAGUUUGCUAAAUUGGGUGAGAUGCAGUGGGUAUCGAGCUUCCCAACAGAAAGCCCAGCUGAUCCAGUGCCAAGUGACUUAUCUGGGAUUCGAGAUCUCCGGAGAGCACCAGAGCUGGGGAUGGAGCGACAAGAAGCUGUUUGCCGGACACCAGAACCUGCAGCGGUAAAAGAGCUCCGGGCGUUUCUUAGAAUGAAACCUUGGUGCAGACUUUGAGUUUAUAAUGAUGGACUUUGAGUAAAGCCUUUCUAUGAACCGUGAAACAAAAGGACUUCCAAGUUGAAUUGGACAAGAGAAGCAUCUGAGGGCAUUUGCACAACUCAACAAAGAGCCUGGGUCUCCCAGAUAUCACCAAGCCAUUGGAGUUAUGCUCACACGAAAGGCAAAGCAUUGCUCUGCGUGUUCUGGCACAGCAACUAAGAGCUCAGAACCGAGCGGCUGCUGCUUCCCUAAGCAAUCAGAUGAAGUGAGCCAAGGCUGGCCUGGAUGUCGUGGAGCUGUGGCAGCUCUUGGACUCGCUGUACAGGAAGCUCCUGAGUUCACCAUGGGACAGAAAGUGGCCCAUACAGUCCCAACCGUACUGGAACAAAAAGGUACCCAUGGGUUAUCUGCCUCAAGAUUCCUGAAUACCGGGCAGUACUGGUGGACCUAGACGAUGUGAAUAUUGUCGCUACCAACAUUGUCACUGCAGCCCCUUUCCUCAGUGGGUCUGUUUCAGAGCCUGUGGUCCAGGAUUGCUUGGAAACAGUGGGAGCUGUUUCCUCCAGCAGACGGGAUUUAAAGGAACAGCCGCUGGAAGACGCUGAAGACUCCUGGUUCUCCGCUGGAAGCAGCUUUGUAAAGCAAGGAGUACAUAGAGCUGGGGAUGCCCUAACAACUACCCACGAGGUAAUCGAAGCCAAACCUUUGCCUCCUGGGACUUCUGCCCGGACAGCUGCGCACACACGAGCUUUAGAAUUAUCCAAAGAGAAGAAGAUUAAUAUUUGGACAGAUUCCAAGUGUGCUUUGGGAGUGGUGCGUGCCCAUGGAGCAUUUGAAAAGGACCAAGUUUAUUAACAGCACAAGAACAGAUUAAAUGAGAUACUCCAGUUGGCGGAAGCUGUGCUGUUACUAGAAAAGUUGCCAUCAUGCAUUUCAAGUAGCAUCAAGAAGGAGACACUGAUCAGGAAACUGGAAAUAAACUGGCAGCUGAUACUGCGAGACGAGCUGCUGGAAAGACAGAGAGAGCAAUGAGAGUGAUGCCUCUGAGCCCGGAUGGCUGCCUCCUCGAACCAGCAUCAGUAAACCCUACCUUGCAGUGCAUUAACAGAGACCUUCUCAGGUUGGCCAGAAGCAUUCCCCUGCCCAACUAGUAACGCUAGAACAGUAACUAAAGCUUUGUUAAAUGAGACCGUACCCCGACUUGGGGUACCCGCUGUGAUGUCCUCUGCUAGGGGGCCCCGUUUUGUUGCACAGGUAGUGCCGCAAGUCAGUAAAGCAUUAGAGAUCGAUUCGCAGUUGCAGACUCCCUACAAGCCUUAAGCAAGUGGGCAGGUAGAAAAGAAAAUGAGUCACUUAAUGGAACAGCAGGUAAACAGAAUUUGCCAGGAAGCUAACUGGAAGUAGAAUCCAGCACUACCUUUAGCGCUGCUCAGAAUGAGACGGAAGCCUCGAGCCAAGGAAAACUGAAGUCUUUUCUUUCAAGCCAAUAGAUGAAGUUUCUGUGAAAGCUUUUUCAUGUCAGCCUUGAGAAGAGAAGUGGAAUGGACUGCUCCAGCUGUUGCUGACGGCCUUUACCGCCAUCAACAUUAAAGAACAACCCGCCUGGAUUCACUGUUCAAGGGUGAAGAAAGCAGCAGAUAAGAAACAGACGUUGGAACCAGUAGGACCUACCGCUUUCCAGUUCUCUCAGCGUUGAUCUCAGUGACUCUAAAAGAUUAUGCUCUUCAAUGCCUAAAGAUCCAGUAGAAGCUGCUGUGGCUUGAACUUACCUGUCCUCUGUCAGAGGACAGCAGAGCGGGGACCCCAAAUCGGGGCGGUGGUGGCAGAAACUGGAAAUUUGACCUGGAAUGAUGGAGUCAGUAUUUGAGGGCAGAAAUCAGUUGACCAAGGUCGUUGGGUCUUCAUCGAGAACAUGGAGAACUUGUGCAGCGACCUGCAGAACUGGGGGCUGUUGCUCUGCACACAUCAGGGAAGUGUCUCCUCACCCUCCCCACUGGGCCUGGGGCCACGGUGCCCAAGGCCUGAAGCUUUUCUGACAGCUUCUCUCCCUGCCUUUCUCCCAGAGACCGCGCAGCAGCGGCUGAGCACGGCUCACCAGAGGAGAUGGAGUGAACAGCCCCGCGAGGAGCUGCCCGACCGCCCUGUGACACCGCUGACCGCAGCCCAGGACCUCGGUGCCCCGACUGAGGGUCUCUCCAGCACCCUGGGGGGAUGAUUACUGAGAAAAGGAGAAGAUCCUCUUGGAGCCCCUGAAGAAAGCGCCAUACAACACUUCACGUCUGUCAGCAUCCCGUCCGUCCUUCUGCCCUUCUCCGGACCACAAUUUCUUUGAGGUUACGCAGUUAUUUCUGGAGAUCCCGAGGAAAGUGCCCUGUGCACUUCACCUCUACCAGCGUCCCGGCCGUCCUCCCUGCUCCUGGCCACCAUUCUUAGAGGGUUUCUUAGAGAAAUGGGUUUAAAAGCCCAAGUCUCUUUUGCCUUGUGUUCCCUCCCCCUGAGAGGCCCCCAGCCUGGACUGUUUCUCUGCUGUACCUUUUAAGUUGUUUUUAAUCUCAUAAUUAAAGUAUCUUUCUAAAGCGCAAA